GGCCAAUUAGUUAGCUCCACGUCAAAGUUGUCAAAAUCCGGCGCGGAGCAAGCAAGCAAACUCCACUCAUGGCGCCGCUUCCGCCUCGCGCCAUUUCCCUCGUCUUCCUCUUCCUCUUCUUCACGGCCGCGUCGGCGACGAGGCGACUCGACGACGCCGGUGGCCAGCCUACGGCGGCGUCGUCCGCGACGGCGUUCCUCCGGUCCCGCUGCGCCACCACGCGGUACCCUGACGUCUGCUACGACUCCCUCCUCCCCUACGCCUCCACGUUCCAGACCAGCCACGUCAAGCUCGCCGUCGCCGCGGCCAACGUCGCGGCGGCGAAGCUCCGGGCGUUCUCGGCCCGCAUCAAUGAUCUGCUCGCCCAAGGCGGCGCCGCUCGCGUGGACGCCGCGCUGAAGGACUGCAAGAGCACCAUCUCCGACGCCGGCGACCUGGCAAGGCAGUCGUCGGCGGAGCUCGGACAGCUCGACGCGGGCGCCGCCGCGGCCGGCGUGAGCAGCAGGCAGGCGAGGUGGCAUGUCUCGAAUGUGCAGACGUGGCUCAGCGCGGCCAUCACCGACGAGGGGACGUGCACCGAUGGGUUCGAGGAAGCCGGAGAAGCCGCGGCGGGGUCGCCCGCCGGGAAGGAGGUCGCCGCCGGGGUGGCGAGAGUGAAGCAGCACACCAGCAUCGCCCUCGCGCUCGUCAACGGCAUCCCGUUGUGAACCUGCAGACAAGCACUAGUGUUUUAUUAAACUAAGUUGUUGCAAAACUUAUAUCACUUCAAUGAUGCAUGUAAAAGCACAUAUAAUUGUAUAAAGGAAUCAUUAUGGAAGUGUGACCGUUGUACAUGUCAUAUUUGUUCUACUUUUCCAGUUGUAUACAGUGUAAAGUCGAUCGAAGAUGGAUUUUUCUCACUCGAGGGGACACCCUCUCGUUGUGUAUGUGUCAUUUAAAAGUUAUAAAACAAUUAUUUUUA
Messenger RNA from Oryza sativa Japonica Group (Japanese rice), 961 nucleotides. RefSeq names its product pectinesterase inhibitor 4. The record is from RefSeq and is a predicted model, not a curated record. NCBI's taxonomy places the organism in Eukaryota, Viridiplantae, Streptophyta, Magnoliopsida, Poales, Poaceae. Gene Ontology annotation, biological process: negative regulation of catalytic activity. Gene Ontology annotation, molecular function: enzyme inhibitor activity.